UUCCUACAAGGUCUCGGUCAUAUGUUCUGUCUGGGAGAAAGGUACCUCCUUUCAUCAAUCUAUAGUCAGAACAAAGAACAAUCUCUCUCUUUCUCGUUCAUAAAUCUCCAAAACCACUCGAGCAAGAAGAGAACCGAGUCGGGCAAUCGCAAAUUUAGUUUCUUUGUUCACUGAAGCUUCAAAGUGUUUUGAGUAAUUGGAAUUGAAGGAAAGAUGAGCAAUGGUGGUUUGAGCAUUGAUGAGAAAGAAGGGUUGAUAGACAAAGAUGAAGUCAUGAUCCGUCGAAUGAAGAACAGAGAAAGACAACGUAGGUAUCGAGCCAGGAAACGGAUGCGGGAAGAAGAAGCGGGUAACGAUGAUAAUCUUUCGUUUGAGACAAUGGGAAAACAAGAAGAAGAAGAAGAAGAAGACGAGGGACUAGAGUUUAAUGGACCUAGUGGUUAUGUUGAGAACUUUGUGCGGCGGGUUUAUUGCGAUAGAAAUUGGAAAAAAGAAGCUAGAAGAGCUCAUUUGAUUAUGAACAAGGCUCAAGAUAGUUCUUGUGAGUCGGUUAAACGGAAGAUAAGGCCGCAUCGUCGAGAUUGGAAAGCUGAAGCUAGAAAGAAGAAAACUUGAUUCUUGAGGAUUGGUCAGGUUGCUAGAGGAUCUUGCGAGGUGAUCGAGGAAGAGAAUGCACAAACAAAGCAGAUUUCAGAUUCAAUAAUCUCUUCAAGAUUUCUAUUUUUGUAGAUAUUGGAAAUGAUCAAGACAAAAGCAAGUGAUUUGCUUUUUCUUGUCUGUGACUCUGUCUGUGUAUUCGAAGAUCCAUGUAGUAUUAUACUAAGGUUUAUGUGUGUUGUGUCUUAUUGAUUAGACAAGAGGAAACAUUAUCACACUGACUUAAGAAAACUGUGCAUAUGGUCUCCCUCUCGACUUAACUUACUUAAGAUUUGUCUCUCUUCCUAAGUUUGAUGUGUUAGGAGAGACAUUUUUGACCAUAUGUACAAAAUCAGUGAUCAUGACCAUUAGUCUCUUAUUUUAGACCAUUUAUACUCGAUUUCUUUUUCUUUUUUAUCAUAUGAAAUUGUGUAGAAAUAUUAACUUUUUCAGUAACUAACUCAUAUUACUCAUAUCAAUAUAUACAAGUUUACUCAUUGAGGAGAUACAACAAUAAAACGAUACAGACUCAAACAUAGAGCAAAAGAAGAAACUUGUCGCUCUAUUUUAAGAUUUUUUUCUUACAAAACUAAAAUCUACAAAAUUACUGAAGCCACUAAAACGAAUUAAUUAUGAUUUGACCCCAUAACUUUCUAAACUUCCCAAAACACACCCUUUUAACCGAUUUUUGAAAUCAAACUUGCUCUGAGCUGUUCUUGCGUAUAGAUCCUAAAACCCAUCUUCACCGUCGCUUGUUGAAUCAUCAAAUCGUUAACCACCGACAUACUCGCGUGAUUCACUUCCAACUCCAAAUCCAUCAACGCCGACAUCAACCUCGCCGCCGGAUGAUUCCUCUUACUAGAUUCAACUCUAAUCAUUGCGUCCCAACCAAUUAUCUUCACUUCAAUCUCCAUCCCCACCGGUUUAAUCGAAGAACACGAAGACGACAUAUCUCCUCCACUAGCACUCGCUUUUCUUCCGGCGAGCUCGAGUUUCACUUCCUCGAGCUGGUUCUUGAUUUGGAGUUUCUCUGACUCUGUUUUGACUACUUUGGAUUUAAGCUCGUUGAUGUAAGCGAUUGCGUCACCGAGUAACGAAGCUUUAUCCAUUUUUGAAACGUUUGGUACAACCGCUCGUAACGCGUAGAAUCUUUGGUUUAGUUUCUCGCGUCUUUGUCUCUCUGCUUCGACGUGGUUUAGUGGCUCUUCUCUACCGUUUGCUGGCUUUCUUCCUCGUUUCUUUGGACGUUUCUCUACUGCUACUUCUUUCACGACGGAAGCUUCUAGAUCGGAGUGAUCUGAUUCUCCGGCGGUUUUAUCUCCGAAUGAUAGAACUUUAUCUUCGUUCAAAACCAUCGACCUCUUUCUUUUGUUUUCGAAUUGUGUUUGACCCGAAUAAGAACUUGGAUCCGGGUUUCCGGAGCUUCGUUUACCUUCAUCGCCGAAGUUUAAUAUCUCGCCGGAUCUUGGUUUCACUAAAGUAGAACUUGACGUCGAAAAAUUAAGUUCUCGGGAGAAAGUGUUAUUGAAUUUCGGAUUCUGGGUCUGAGAAUGAACCGGACUCGGAGUCGGAUCCAGAUUCGGGUUUUCGGUUAUUGUGCUUGAGCUACCGUUCUCAAACUGAAUAGACUUUGAAAAAAGCUGGGAGCUAGAACUUGGAGCUCCGUUACCCGGUUCGUUAGAUCCAGGUGUUCCAAUCGGGUCAUUAAUCCACAUAGACGGGUCGUUCUCACCUUGAUCCGGGUCAAGAUUCCAAUUAAGACCCGAUAAAUCUCCAGCUCCGCCGUCGAAAUUGAAAAGAAUUCGAACCUUGUUAAUAAGGUCCGAACUCUGUCGGAUCGGCUCCGUUGACCCGACUUCCACAACUCCGUUCGCCGAAGGAAUACACGCAAUAGUAUGCAUCCCAAACACUCCUCCUUGCUUAGCCCGUUCACAACCCGACCCGGAUAAUUGAUCUGACCCGGAAACCCAAACCGCGUUACCCGUUGCAAACGCUUUACCAGCUAAUCCCGCACCGCAAGCGAAGCUCUGCGUCAUCGAAACCAAGAAAAACCAUUCCGUAUCCGUCACCUCCUCAUCAACAGCGUCAUCCGACGGAGCAACACCACCGGAGAUCAACGAGUUAAGCUCUCUCAACACUUUUUUCCUGUACUCCUGAUCCGCCGGAGUAGAAAACGGCGGCGAACUCGAUCUCCGUCUCGGGUUUGCUUUAUCUUCUUCACCUUUGUAAUAACCAUCUCCCCAUCCGAGCACGGAGGCGCCGGAGAAAUCAUACGACGGUUGCCAGAAUAUAGCGUAGGUCCAACCUUCGUGUGUUCCUUCAAUCAAAGCUUGUAAACGUUGCUGAAGAGUCUCUUGAUUAAAUCCCGCCUGUGCCGGAAUCUCCAUCGCCGGCGUCGGAGUUGUUUCAGUCGUCGCCGUCGUGGUUGUCGUCGACGCCGGAGGCCAUAAAGUUGAGAUAUCGGAAGAGCUCAUGAAAGCUUCCAUCAUAGAAGCGUUGUCGUCGGUGGUCCAAAGAUUCAUCGUUGGUUGUAGCCGGUAAUCAGUCAUUCCAUAAACCGGUGACCGGUAAAAAAAAACACGUUUUUAAUGAGAGAGAGAGAGAUAGGAGAAAGUCUUCGUAGUGGAGAAAAAUGGAGAGCGUCUGCGAUUAUUAUAUGUGUAACUGAUCUUGAGGGUGAAUGUGUAAAUUUGUUGUUAGGGAUAUUACGUGGCGAGAUUUCAUUGGGAAACGUGGAUGGUUGUAAGAGAGAGAGAAGCUUCGAUGAACUCACAUCCCGAUUUAACCCCAUCGACUGUUGGAUCGACGCGGUAAGAAUUAAGACCGGAAGUGAGUGAGAUCGUACGGCUGUUUGGUCGCACGUGUAUCACACGCUCUUUAAUGAUUGACUUAGAUUUUAACUGAUUGUUUCUUUUGUACCAAAGAGUGAACUGUGAGCUCAGUGGAAAAACACUUUACUAUAACUUUUCACCUAUUUUUUCGAUUUAUAUUUGUC
Arabidopsis thaliana (thale cress) is the source of this 3631-nucleotide messenger RNA. Its product is annotated as FAM50A-like protein. The coding region runs from base 214 to 615 and encodes 133 amino acids. The transcript is spliced from 2 exons. NCBI's taxonomy places the organism in Eukaryota, Viridiplantae, Streptophyta, Magnoliopsida, Brassicales, Brassicaceae. The record is from RefSeq and is marked reviewed.